This is a messenger RNA of Austrofundulus limnaeus, 236 nucleotides long. RefSeq names its product KH domain-containing, RNA-binding, signal transduction-associated protein 3. Lineage: Eukaryota; Metazoa; Chordata; Actinopteri; Cyprinodontiformes; Rivulidae. Gene Ontology annotation, molecular function: mRNA binding. Gene Ontology annotation, cellular component: nucleus. The record is from RefSeq and is a predicted model, not a curated record. Gene Ontology annotation, biological process: regulation of alternative mRNA splicing, via spliceosome.
AGAUCGAAAAAAUUCAGAGAGACGAGGGCAAAGACGAGGAGAAAUUCAUCGAUGUCGUCAUCAACAAGAACAUGAAACUGGGCCAGAAAGUUUUAAUACCAGUCAAGCAGUUUCCUAAAUUUAACUUUGUUGGCAAACUCCUCGGGCCACGUGGGAACUCGUUAAAGAGACUACAAGAAGACACCCUGACAAAGAUGUCAAUUCUGGGAAAAGGAUCCAUGAGAGACAAAGAAAAG